Schistosoma spindalis is the source of this 1461-nucleotide messenger RNA. NCBI's taxonomy places the organism in Eukaryota, Metazoa, Platyhelminthes, Trematoda, Strigeidida, Schistosomatidae. The record is from the annotation of a GenBank genome assembly.
CAAAUGGAUAUUCUUAUCUUUUAACAUGCGUAGACCGUUUUACUCGAUGGCCAGAAGCAGUACCCAUCAGAGAUAUUACUGCUGAAACAGUGGCUCGCGCCUUCGUCGAGAGGUGGGUAGCAAACUUCGGCUGCCCAACAACCAUUACUACAGACCGUGGACGUCAGUUUGAAUCUGAACUGUUCCGUUGUCUUACCAUGAAACUAGGAAUCACUCGCUUUCGAACGACGGCCUACCACCCACAAGCAAACGGGUUAGUAGAACGUUUUCACCGACAACUAAAAGCGUCACUAUCAGCCUCAAACAUUUCUCAGUGGACUGACGCUCUUCCACUCGUCUUACUAGGCAUACGCAAUGCAGUGAAAUCUGACAUUGGAUACACUGCAUCUCAACUCGUUUAUGGUACGACCCUUCGACUUCCAGGAGAGUUCGUGGAUCCUUCAUCCUCUUCGAUGGACAUGGAUCUAACCUCCUACGCGAACAGGCUUACAAACACAAUGCGUUCAGUUAAACCUGUUUCCACUCGACCACAAUCAACUGAUGUUUUCGUUCAACCUGACUUACUACAUAGUACACACGUUUUCGUGCGUCGAGACUCGCAUCGACGACCUCUCGAAUCAACAUAUGAAGGACCUUUCAAAGUUCUUCAACGCGAAUCUAAGUACUAUAUAAUAGAUAAGAACGGAGCCAACGAAAGCAUCAGCAUCGAUCGCCUCAAAGCAGCGUAUUUAGAAGGAAAUCCUAUUCACGUCGAUUUUCCUUCAAUACAAUCGCACGACACAACUCCUGCGCUUAUAAUGCCUCAAUCGACAGCAGACACACACGUUGAUACUGCGACGGUAUCCGAAAAUAAACUCAAAACAACGCGUUCUGGAAGAAGAGUAAGAUUUCCAGAACACUUGAACGAUUACUGCACGUAAGAUACAAGUUAACAUUUUACAUCCUCUCGAAUUUCCCUUUGUACUACAUAUAAUUUUUUUUUAAAAAAAACCUGAAUUUAAUAUGCUUAUAUAUUAUUUUUUUUAUUUCAAAAAAAAAACAAAAAAAAACAACGAUAUUAUAAAAAUCUUAUUUUACGCUACUACGUGAGCAUGAGUUUGUUUUCCUUUUUCUUCGCUUGUUUUGUGUUUUCACGCGCGUACGAGUGUAUUCCGACAUGCACUUACAUAUUUUUCUUUUCUUUUCCAGGACGACUGGAAAAGAACGAUGAAGUUGCGAAAAACGAAAAUCUGCAUUGUACCUUUUUUUACUAUAUUGUACAUCAUGGUCCAUUAUAGUAAGGAAAGACGACCAGACGCUGCUAAACCUAGCAAGCUAUCAGAAGAGUGUUUACCAACGAAAAUCUCGUUGGGUUUAAACUUCUGGCUGGCCACGUCUUAGGGUCAUCACUACCCCACUAGGGGGGGAGUGAUCUGUAGCGGUAAAUAAUUCCCCAAAAUCAAAUAGCUCUGUAAGUUUUCG